GCGUGUCUGCAGUGGCAGUUACUGGGGAUGCUACAAAAACGACGUUGCAUCCGAGGAAGGAAGACCUGUUCGGACUACGGGGACGAAGCUCUAUUUAUUUUACAGACUUAAAAUGAACAGGAUACGAAUCCAUGUUUUGCCUUCAAGUCGGAACCGGGUGUCCCAGACACCUCGUCCCCAGGAGCCCCAGUUCUGCUCCUUCACACAACGGCCGUGCUCUCAGCCUCGUCUGGAAGGCCUGGAGUUCUGCAUAAAACACAUCCUGGAGGACAAAAAUGCCCCGUACAAGCAGUGCAGCUAUGUCUCUGCCAAGAACGGCAAGCGCUGCCCCAAUGCGUCUCCGAAAGUGGAAAGGAAAGAUGGAGUGACAUUCUGUGCAGAGCAUGCUCGCAGGAAUGCCAUGGCCCUCAGAGCUCAGAUAAGAAAGCCUUCCUCUAAUCCAUCCCCAGAGGUACUUCUGUCCCAGCUAAGUGGUUACAACAGAGCAGAGACGCACAGCGCUGAUGGGAGCCGGUCUGAAGCUAGCCGUAUCCUAGACGAGGAGAGUCUAAGUGAGGAGGAACAGGGUCCAAUGGUUUUAGACCAGACAUGGAGAGGAGACCCUGACAGUGAUGCCGACAGUGUUGACAGUGAUCAUGAAGAUCCUCUAAAACAUGCAGGAGUUUACACAGCAGAGGAGGUGGCGCUCAUUACUCGAGAAAAGCUCAUCCGGUUACAGUCUCUCUACAUUGACCAGUUCAAACGCCUUCAGCACCUUCUGAAGGAGAAAAAGCGUCGAUAUCUGCACAACCGCAAAAUGGAGCACGAAACUCUCGGAAGCAGCCUGCUGACGGGGGCUGAAGGUCUAUCCAUGAAGGAGAGAGAAAACCUGAAGAAGCUCAAAGCUCUGCGUCGAUACCGUCGUCGGUAUGGCGUGGAAGCCCUGCUGCACCGGCAGCUCAGGGAGAGGAGGCAGGCUGUGACGGACGGAGCUCCACAGUCGCACACAAGAACAGUGUAUGAGAAGUGCAUCUCGUUUGUGGAAGGAACUCGAUGUACCAAUCCCUGCCUGCCUAUGACCCGGCAUUGUCUCUCACACAUCUGCCAGGACAGCAAUCAGGUGCUUUUCAAUAAGUGUCCGGGCAUUAAAGACGUCCCGUGUGACCGCACCGUGCACAUGGGUCAGUCAGACGACCCCCGCUGCUCGCUCCACCUCAGCCUGCCUCCCCCCAUGUACCAGCCCGAGCAGGAACAUCCCCCGCAGGAGGCGAUCAGCACCGCGAGCAGAGACAUGUACCUGAGUGCAGCAGAGCUCCAGCCCACAGAGAGCCUUCCCCUAGAGUUCAGUGAUGACCUGGAUGUGGAAGGGGAUGGCAUGCAGGGUCCUCCGUCCCCUCUUCAGUUCGACACGGCCCUGGCGCUGGAGGACCAGACCAUCAGAGCCAUCGCCGAGGCGCCGAUGGACAUCCUGACAGGAGAAGACGCGGACCUGGAUGCCUCGGGACAGGAGCUCUCGGAGAGGGAUGUGGAUGCCAUCAUGGAUGACCAGGUGGUGUCGGAGGUCGUUGGAGGGGAAGAAGAGGCCACAGAUAAUUUACCCCAAGACGUCAACCCAGCUUCAGUCGAUGCUCCCUGAUAAAAAAAAAUUAAAAAAACCUCUGCAGCACUAUCUAAAGAAGAUAGAGACAAUAAAGCUGCAAAUCCACCAGAAGAAGUCAGAACUUCUAGAUUCAAGAGACUUAACGACUCGGGCUCAUUGUUGUCUGCCUUUUGAACGAGAUUUAACGACCCGUAAAGAUGAGGCAAAUUAGUCUGCUUUUGUGUAGAAGAAACCAUGCCUGUUUCAUGCAGCCUUACAGAGGUGACGAUGUUCAAAUAAAAACAAUGUUUCUGCUU
Molecule: messenger RNA, 1875 nt
Organism: Labrus mixtus (cuckoo wrasse)
Lineage: Eukaryota; Metazoa; Chordata; Actinopteri; Labriformes; Labridae
Gene: kansl2
Product: KAT8 regulatory NSL complex subunit 2
Exons: 10
Coding region: 113-1615 (500 amino acids)
Cellular component (GO): NSL complex
Source: RefSeq, a predicted model, not a curated record